AUGGGCCGACCGGUGCCGAGAGGAGCACACUUCACUUGCUUGACAAAGAGACGGACGGAGGCGGGUUGGAAGAGGGCGGUGAGGCGGACGGCGAGUUGGUGGCGGCGGUGGGCAUGGAGGUGGCGCAUGAGUAGGCCAUGUACUUCCCCCCCUCCGUGCCCCCCGCACCUCCCGCCGCUGCGGCGACAUCAGGCCGCCCCCGCCUUGGCGGGUGGAGCAGCGCGAGGGCGUGGUCGACCUGUGGCUCACACACCCCUGCCACGGCGAGCAGCUGCGCGUGGUGGUGCGCCGACACGGCACAUGGCCAUGGGCAUGGCAGGGAGGGAAGGUGUGGGCGGCAGGGAGGGCGCGGUGAGGGCCAGGCCUGUGGGGCGCAUGAAGGGCGAGGGGCCAGGAGACGCUGCAUAG
Molecule: messenger RNA, 408 nt
Organism: Closterium sp. Naga37s-1
Lineage: Eukaryota; Viridiplantae; Streptophyta; Zygnematophyceae; Desmidiales; Closteriaceae
Source: the annotation of a GenBank genome assembly